Molecule: messenger RNA, 1662 nt
Organism: Menidia menidia (Atlantic silverside)
Lineage: Eukaryota; Metazoa; Chordata; Actinopteri; Atheriniformes; Atherinopsidae
Source: the annotation of a GenBank genome assembly
CUGUGCCUGAGUGUGCAGGCGGCCAUCCAGUCCCAGCUGGACGGGGUGCGGACGGGCCUGACCCAGCUGCACAGCGCCCUGCUGGACGUCCAGGACAUCCAGAGCUCUCUGGGGGACGUGAGCAAGGACUGGAGGCAGAGCAUCAACACCAUCGAGAGCCUGAAGGACGUGAAGGACGCCGUGGUGCAGCACAGCCAGCUGGCCUCCGCCGUGGAAAACCUGAAGAACAUCUUCUCUGUCCCUGAGAUCGUGGCGGAGACGCAGCUUCUGAUCGAGCAGGGCGAGCUGCUGCAGGCCCACAGGAAGCUUCUGGAGCUGGAGAGCUCCCGGGACGACCUCCUGUACGAGCAGUACCGCAUGGACAGGAACGCCUCCGACAUGAACCUCAUCUCCAUUUACUUCGAGGACGUGCUGGAGGGAACCGUGAGCACGCGUAUUGAAGGAACCCAGUCGGUGACCAGGGAGGCGGAUAAGAUGUGGCUGGUUCGGCUUCUGGAAAUCACCAGGAAGUACGUCCUGGACGACCUGGUGGUUGUGAAGAACCUCAUGGUGCAGUGCUUCCCCCCCCACUACAACACCUUCAACAGGUUUUUCAGCCUCUACCACAACGCGGUGUCCAGUCGGGUGAAAGAACUGGCCUCCGAGGACCUGGAGGCUAACGAGAUCGUGUCUCUGCUCACCUGGGUCCUGAACACCUACAAGAGUGUGGAGAUGAUGGGCCACCCGGACCUGUCCUCUGAGUGUGACAUUAACCUCCUGGAGCCCCUUCUGCCCCAGGAGGUGGUGGACGGGCUGCUCAGCAAAUACGUGCAGACCUUCACAUCCAACAUAACCGGCUGGCUGCGCAAGGCCCUGGAAACGGAUAAAAAGGACUGGAUGAAGGACACGGAGCCCGAGGCCGACCAGGACGGAUAUUACCAAACCACGCUGCCCGCCAUCGUCUUCCAGAUGUUUGAGCAGAACCUGCAGGUGGCUGCUCAGAUCGAUGGAGACUUCAAAGAGCAGGUCCUGAAGCUGUGCCUCAAACAGAUGAACUCUUUCCUCAUCAGGUACCGGGAGGAGGCGGUGGCCUAUAAGGAGGAGCACCUGAGGGACAGGCAGCUGCCCCAGUGCUACGUCCAGUACAUGAUCGCCAUCAUCAACAACUGCCAGACCUUCAAGGAGUCCAUCAGCAGCCUGAAGAGGAAGUACUCCGGCUCCGCCCUGCCCGCCGACGCCUCCAUCGACCGCACGCUCAGCGAGGUCGCCACGCAGGGCUGCCAGUUCCUGCUGGACGAGGUCUUCCUGGACCUGGAGCACCACCUGAGCGAGCUGCUCACCAGGAAGUGGCUGGCGGCGUCCCACGCCGUGGACACCAUCUGUGUGACCGUGGAGGACUACUUCAACGACUUCAACAAGAUCAAGAAGCCCUUCAACCAGGAGAUGACCAACGAGGCGCUGCGCAGGGUGGUGGUGGAGUACGUGAAGGCCGUCAUGCAGAAGAGGAUCACCUUCAAGAACGCGGACGAGAGGCGGGAGGGCGCCGAGAGGAUGAUCAAAGAGGCCGACCAGUUCAAGUUCCUGUUCCGCAGGCUGGCCGCGUCCAUCUUCAGAGACAUCACCGUGCCCACCAUCACCAUGACGACCAUGACUUCCAUGGCAACCGGGAAGCUGCUCAAAUAG